ACCAGGAAACGGGAAAGAUGGCGACUACUCCGCGACGUUGAGGCCGCGUUGGGCGGUUCAGAGUCAGGGUGAUGGCCGGAGAGCUGGCCGACAAGAAGGACCGUGACGCAUCACCUUCCAAGGAGGAACGGAAGCGAUCUCGGACUCCUGACAGAGAGCGGGAAAGAGACCGGGACCGGAAGUCUUCCCCCGCAAAGGAUAGGAAGCGCCACCGCUCCAGGGAUAGACGCCGAGGGGGCAGCCGUUCUCGCUCCCGUUCCCGCUCCAAGUCUACAGAAAGAGAACGGCGGCACAAAGAGCGAGAACGGGACAAGGAGCGAGAUCGGAACAAGAAGGACCGGGAUCGGGACAAGGAUGGACACAGACGGGACAAGGACCGUAGACGAUCCAGCUUAUCUCCUGGCCGAGGAAAAGAUUUUAAAUCUCGGAAGGAUCGAGACUCCAGGAAGGAUGAAGAGGAUGAACACGGUGAUAAGAAACUCAAGGCCCAGCCAUUAUCCUUGGAGGAGCUACUGGCCAAGAAGAAGGCUGAGGAAGAAGCUGAGGCUAAGCCCAAGUUCCUCUCCAAAGCAGAGCGAGAGGCUGAAGCCCUGAAGCGGCGGCAGCAGGAGGUGGAAGAGCGGCAGAAAAUGCUUGAGGAGGAGAGGAAGAAGAGGAAGCAGUUCCAAGACAUGGGCAGAAAGAUGUUGGAAGACCCUCAGGAACGGGAACGGCGGGAACGGAGGGAGAGGAUGGAGCGGGAGACCAAUGGGAAUGAGGAUGAAGAAGGGCGGCAGAAAAUCCGGGAAGAGAAGGACAAGAGCAAGGAGCUGCAUGCCAUUAAGGAGCGUUACCUGGGCGGUAUCAAGAAGCGGCGCCGAACGAGGCAUCUCAAUGACCGCAAGUUUGUCUUUGAGUGGGAUGCGUCCGAGGACACAUCCAUCGACUACAACCCCCUGUACAAAGAACGGCACCAGGUGCAGUUGUUGGGGCGCGGUUUCAUUGCAGGCAUUGACCUAAAGCAGCAGAAGCGAGAGCAGUCCCGUUUCUACGGAGACCUGAUGGAGAAGAGACGAACUCUGGAGGAGAAGGAGCAGGAGGAGGCAAGACUGCGCAAACUCCGCAAGAAGGAAGCCAAGCAGCGCUGGGAUGAUCGCCACUGGUCCCAGAAGAAGUUAGACGAGAUGACAGACCGGGACUGGCGCAUCUUCCGGGAGGACUACAGCAUCACCACCAAAGGUGGCAAGAUCCCCAACCCCAUCCGGUCCUGGAAGGACUCUUCUCUCCCUCCGCACAUCCUGGAGGUCAUUGAUAAGUGUGGCUACAAGGAACCAACACCCAUCCAGCGUCAGGCAAUUCCCAUAGGGCUGCAGAACCGUGACAUCAUCGGUGUAGCCGAGACCGGCAGUGGCAAGACAGCAGCCUUCCUCAUCCCGUUGCUCGUGUGGAUCACCACACUCCCCAAGAUUGACAGGAUCGAGGAGUCAGACCAGGGGCCUUAUGCCAUCAUCCUGGCCCCCACCCGAGAGCUGGCCCAGCAGAUUGAGGAAGAGACCAUCAAGUUUGGGAAGCCCCUGGGCAUCCGCACCGUGGCCGUCAUUGGCGGCAUCUCCAGAGAAGACCAGGGCUUCAGGCUGCGCAUGGGUUGUGAGAUUGUGAUUGCUACCCCGGGGCGUCUCAUUGAUGUGCUGGAGAACCGCUACCUGGUGCUGAGCCGCUGUACCUAUGUGGUUCUGGAUGAGGCUGAUAGGAUGAUUGACAUGGGCUUUGAACCAGAUGUCCAGAAGAUUCUGGAGCACAUGCCUGUCAGCAACCAGAAGCCAGACACCGAUGAGGCUGAAGACCCAGAGAAGAUGUUGGCCAACUUUGAGUCAGGAAAACAUAAGUACCGUCAAACAGUCAUGUUCACGGCCACCAUGCCACCAGCAGUGGAGCGCCUGGCUCGGAGUUACCUUCGGCGACCUGCUGUGGUGUACAUCGGCUCUGCGGGCAAGCCCCACGAACGAGUGGAACAGAAGGUCUUCCUCAUGUCCGAGUCAGAGAAGAGGAAAAAGCUGCUGGCAAUCUUGGAACAAGGCUUUGAUCCACCCAUCAUCAUUUUUGUCAACCAGAAGAAGGGCUGCGAUGUGCUGGCCAAGUCCCUGGAGAAGAUGGGGUACAAUGCUUGCACCCUGCAUGGUGGGAAAGGCCAGGAGCAGCGAGAGUUUGCACUGUCCAACCUCAAGGCCGGGGCCAAGGAUAUUUUGGUGGCUACAGAUGUGGCUGGCCGUGGUAUCGACAUCCAAGAUGUGUCCAUGGUUGUCAACUAUGAUAUGGCCAAAAACAUUGAAGAUUAUAUCCAUCGGAUUGGCCGUACAGGACGAGCAGGCAAGAGUGGUGUGGCCAUCACCUUCCUUACCAAAGAGGACUCUGCUGUGUUCUAUGAGCUGAAGCAAGCCAUCUUGGAGAGCCCUGUGUCCUCCUGCCCCCCGGAACUGGCCAACCACCCAGAUGCCCAGCACAAGCCAGGCACUAUCCUCACCAAGAAGCGCCGGGAAGAGACCAUCUUUGCCUGACCCAGCGUUCUCCCUCAGGGUUAAGGGCCUGCUCUGCAGCUGGCUAAUGCUGGUUCUCCAGGACACUCACACCCCUCUCCAGGUCUUUACUCUGAGUGUGAGAGCUUACGGAACAAGACUUCCUGGCCCAGACCUACAGGUCGGAAGGGCUGGGCUUCAGGAGGCGCAGAGGGAGCAAUCGGCCCCAGUUCUGCUUCUCUGUGAGGCUCGGGGAUUGCAGGAGCCCGUCGGCUCUUGGCAGGAUAGGGGACAGCCGGUUGGCAUCGUCCCCUGGACUGGACUAGAACCUGCCUGCCUGGUUGGGAGCGCCUUUGGCAGACUUGGCUGCCGCAACUCCUUUCCCAGGAUGACCGGGGAAGAGGGCACCCUGCAGGUCACGGGUCUCAGGCUCCUGUUGUUUUUUUGGCAGCCGUUUUCACAUGUGCGUCUCGGGAGCUGAUAGAGCCGUGUAGGACCCCUGUGCCAAGGGGUACCAUGCACUCUUGGCGUCCCUCGCCCAGGACGUUUUUAGUAGAUAUGGAAUCAGGGCAAACUGGUUGUGUUCAUCUUCUAUGUCACCGAGUGAAAUCCGUGUUUCCUGUUCUCUGAGAAGAUGAGUGUGUAUGUUCUGAGAAUAAAUACAUGGGUAUUAA
This is a messenger RNA of Echinops telfairi (small Madagascar hedgehog), 3166 nucleotides long. It is a transcript of the gene DDX23, whose product is annotated as DEAD-box helicase 23. The record is from RefSeq and is a predicted model, not a curated record. Lineage: Eukaryota; Metazoa; Chordata; Mammalia; Afrosoricida; Tenrecidae. The coding region runs from base 72 to 2534 and encodes 820 amino acids. Gene Ontology annotation, biological process: mRNA splicing, via spliceosome. Gene Ontology annotation, cellular component: catalytic step 2 spliceosome. The transcript has 17 exons. Gene Ontology annotation, molecular function: RNA binding; ATP binding; RNA helicase activity.